Spinacia oleracea (spinach) is the source of this 456-nucleotide messenger RNA. RefSeq lists its product as uncharacterized. The transcript is spliced from 2 exons. NCBI's taxonomy places the organism in Eukaryota, Viridiplantae, Streptophyta, Magnoliopsida, Caryophyllales, Amaranthaceae. The record is from RefSeq and is a predicted model, not a curated record. The coding region runs from base 1 to 456 and encodes 151 amino acids.
AUGGGUACAAGAAGAGGAAGGAUGUUGAAUGGGAUGAUCAUUGUGAAGAAGAUAAUGAAGAUGAGAAGAAGAAGCGAGGAUGUAAAUGGAGGUGGAGUUGAGAGAAAGUGGAAGGAAAGGGAUAGGAAAAUAGAGAAAGAAGACAGAGACAAGGGUAGGGAUAGGGAUAGGGAUGGAGAAAGGGGCAAGGUUAUGGAUGAAGGAAAUAAUGCCCUUGGGAUGGAGGAAGAGAGAGGGGUAGGGGCUGGGGAAGGGGAAGAAAUGGUGAUAGGGAGAAAAGGGAAGGAGACAAGAACAUGGAGAGAGAGAGAGAGGAGAGAGAAGGAGACAGAUCAAAAAAGGAUAUGGGGAAGGAGCGAUAGUGAGAGUGAGAAGGAGAGGAAGAGGAAGAGCCGAAGCACCAAUAAGUCAAAGCGGGAUGCUAGCGUGGAGCGAGGGAUGAGUCGGGAGAGGUGA